AUGCAGAUAGAUACUCCUGAGACAGACACGCAACAAGACCACUCGAAUCAACUACCCACUGCAGCCACAGCAGACACAGAGAAAACAGAGAACAAAGCAAGUACCACGGAACAAGCACACUCACACGACCCACAUUCACUCACGAAUACCACGGAUCAAGCACACUCACACGACCCACACACACUCACGAAUUCCACGGAUCAAGCACACUCACACGACCCACACUCACUCACGAGUACCACGGAACAAGUACACUCACACGACCCACACUCACUCACGAAUACCACGGAACAAGCACACUCACACGACCCACACACACUCACGAAUGCAGAGACCUCACAACUGCCAGUGCACAAGACACCUGAGAUGCCGUUGCCAGCAGAGGACACACAAUUGGUGGCUGAGAUAGAGGUGGUGAAUGAUGUGGAGAAGGAAUUGGUUGCGCUGGUGGAGCACAACGACCCGCACUGCAGGUGA
This is a messenger RNA of Sphaeroforma arctica JP610, 477 nucleotides long. RefSeq lists its product as hypothetical. Lineage: Eukaryota; Ichthyosporea; Ichthyophonida. The coding region runs from base 1 to 477 and encodes 158 amino acids. The record is from RefSeq and is a predicted model, not a curated record. The transcript has 2 exons.